This is a messenger RNA of Bactrocera oleae (olive fruit fly), 4159 nucleotides long. The record is from RefSeq and is a predicted model, not a curated record. Lineage: Eukaryota; Metazoa; Arthropoda; Insecta; Diptera; Tephritidae.
UUAUCAGAAUAUACAAUUAUGUGAGAUUGCACAAAAUAAUCGAGCUUACAUGAUUUGUUAGACUAAAUAACUCUCAGAAACGCAAAAUAAGAUCAAAUCCAGAAACUGAAAAUUAUGUUAAUAAUCCCAAAUUAAAAAAAUAACGAGUUUUCAGAGCAAUCUGGUUAAAGAAAGCGGGUUUAUAAAGUGUUUAGUAAAUGUUGUUCAACAAGUAAAUUUCUAGAGGAAAAUGUAGCCCUAUUUCACUAAAGUACACCAACAUACAACCCUGUAAAAGAGAGAGUAUUGAACGUAUGUAAAAAGAGGCAUACCAUCGCAGAGCGUAUGCGCCCCAAAACGCUUGAGGGGGGCCACGAAAAAGUAUACAAGUUGAAUUGGGUUGCACAGAAUUGAGUCAAAGUAAAGCCGUUGCCGAGUACAGUGAAGUAUAAUAGAUUACCGGAAUAUCGUUUGAACGAAGAAUUCAUCAAACGUAUCAGUUUAAGAAAAUGUAAAUUUCAUUACAAUAAACCGUUAAUUUUAAAUAUUAUUGAAUGAAAAGUGUUCUGGAAAUUGCUAUAAGUGACAUAAAAGCCCUAAUCAAUUAAUCGCCUCUGGAUUGGGUUCAAGCAAAAGUUCGUUAAGUGAAAAGCAACAAAAUUUUUGUCAUACACUUUACCCAGUGAUUACAAAAAGUUACUACUAGACGGUCAGAGUCAAUCUUCGUUUUCGUGUACGAAUGCCACCGUAUAUAUGCAGAACCACUGAUACGUGCUAUUAGAUAUCAUUCAUAUGUAUGUGUGUAGUACAUAAAAAUUCGGUGAAAUAUCCACACAUGAAAAGUAAGUAGUUUGAAACAAAGAUUAAAAUUAUAUAUAGACACCUAUACAGGGCUGUGUUUUGUUAAUAAGAGAAAGUGUAAUAAUAUACCAGCUAACUAACUACCACGCCUGCAAUCGUUCAGCUGGAAAUUGUGAAUAACCUGUGUGUUUGUGGUUUUGACGCGUUUAAAGAACAUUUUGGCAGAAGAUAAGCUAACGGAAGGAAUUGCCAUACUAAUUUUAGGAAUAUCAGCAGAGACAAAUCAGAGCGGCAAACAUGUCAACCGAUUCUAAGCAGCGAAUUCAGGUGCCCGAGGCGUUGAGAGAGGUGCUCUUGGAGUUUUCAAUAGCGUAUUUGUUGGAACAGCCCGGAGAUGUGGUCGAUUAUGCAGUACAGUAUUUCAAUAAAUUGCAGUCGAAUCGCCAGGCAGCUGCAAAUUUCUAUCGUCCAGAUUCCCCAGAGAGCAGCAUCAUAUCACAGGAAGAAGAGCCUGUUCGCCGUUUUACCACACGCCGCAAAUCCGUAUUUGCCGAAGCCUAUGAUCCGGAAAACGACGCCGACGAUGACGAGGCCGAACGUAAGAUCUAUCCCAAAUCAGAUGAGCAACGCGCACGUCUAACCGAUUCGGUGAAGAAUGUACUGUUAUUCCGUUCCUUGGACGAUGAACAGAUGAAUCAAGUAUUGGACGCCAUGUUUGAGAAGCGAGUGCAGCCGGAGGAGUUCAUCAUUCGCCAGGGUGAUGACGGCGAUAAUUUCUAUGUUAUUGAGUCUGGAGUUUACAAAGUAAUUUGCAAUGGUGAUCAUAUUUUCACUUACGACAAUACUGGAAUAUUCGGUGAACUGGCAUUGCUCUAUAACGUACCAAGAGCCGCCUCCAUACAGGCUGUCACAGAGGGUCUACUCUGGGCUAUGGACCGUCAAACGUUCCGCCGCAUUCUAUUGAAGUCUGCUUUCAAAAAGCGAAAAAUGUACGAAACGCUUUUGGAUAGUGUACCAAUGUUGAAAGCGUUGAAGUCCUAUGAGCGCAUGAAUUUGGCUGAUGCUUUGGUUUCCAAGCAUUUCUCUAAUAAUGAGAGAAUCAUCAAACAAGGUGAUGUCGCUGAUGGUAUGUACUUCAUAGAGGAUGGAAAUGUUGUGGUGAAAAUGGAUCAAGAUGGCAAGGAGAUCGAGAUUUCGCGGUUAGGUAAAGGGCAAUAUUUCGGGGAGUUGGCUUUGGUUACACACCGACCACGCGCUGCUUCCGUCUAUGCCGAUGGAGAUGUCAAAGUUGCAUAUUUGGACAAAAGUGCUUUCGAGCGAAUACUUGGCUUCCUUACGGAUGUGCUCAAGCGAAAUGCAGAAAUCUAUGAAGAACAGUUAUCGAAUCUUGCGCGAGAAAAUAUAUUUUAAAAAUCUUUCACUUUUCUUAUGUAUGUAUGGACAGUAGUUUUCUGUAUUCGUUUUUGUUGAAUUUCAUUCACUCAGUGUUAGUUGUACAUGUCUCCAUUGAAAUUCAGAACGAAGAAUAUUUCUAAUUUGAUUUUGUUCUUGCAAAGGAAGCCCUCUACUAACACUGAGUAAAUGGUAAUGCUAUUUUAUAAGUUUCACAUACCUACAAAUAAAUGCAAAAAAAAAGAAAAUAAUUCUACAAUUAUUUCAAAUUAUGAAAACCGGCAAGAGAGUACUGAUAGAAGGCGCGAAAAGUCUUUUAAUAUGAGCAGAAUAAGGAGAAGGAAUAAUAAGUGAAAAAUUAUUUUAAAUAAUUGAUUUGAUAUGAAAGCGUAAAUGCCAAUUUUCAGAUUUUUUAUAAUUUUUUAUUGUUAUGCAAUUGUUUUAUAAACGAAAUUAGAAAAGCCUAAGCUUAAAAUUCAUAAACACAAGUAGUACUCCUGCUAGUUUCAAGUACUUAUACUUAUAAAGGUCUUAGGGAAACACUAAAACAUAAAUAAUUAGGUCGGUAGUUGCUUGUUAGAAGACCCUAAGUUUUAGGUACCAUUACAUGCCCUGCCACUUCCACCGUCAUUCUCAUCACCACGCUGGGGACAAGCUCAACUAAAAGCUGCAUUGGUAAGGUUCGAGUAAUAAAUAGAAGAUAAUAACGGCGCAUGUUAGCCUCUAAUUUUGGUCAACGGCUUACACUGCUUUUAAAAACACAGCCAACCAACUCACAACCACUACAGAUUAACAAUUAGAAAAUGCCAAAGAAACACUUGCUACAAUUGGGUAAAUGAUAUCCUCACUACACUCACACACAUACACAGUGUUUUAACAACAACAACUAACUUCUUUUAGCAGUUAUACGAGUACCGUUAUACAGGCAAAUACCGUUAACUAGCUAAAAUAUUGAAAAUUAUAUUGUCUAAAAUAAAAUAAAAAUGGUAACGGUUCUUCUUUUACUAUUUUCGGCAUUAAUAUACUCAUUGAGCCCAUUCAUAAACGGAACUGUAUGUUACACAUACACAUAAACACACUCACACUACCAACAUACAAGUAUUUAUUAAUUACAUACAAGUAUUUUAAAAUUAAUUAGUUCUUUUAUGAACAGUUAUAAAAAAUAUGUAUUUAUUAUACUACGAAAUAUCGUAAUUUCUAGUGCCAGUGGAAAUAUUAAUAACUGUCUACUACUCCAUACCAAGACGUCUUCAAGACCUGUGAUUGACAGCUCAAUUCGCUUCUAUUUGAAGGGAUUCCAAUAUUAGAAUUGUUGUCCAGACGAGUUAACCCUUGUAGAUUCAUACCAACACCAAGAAAAUUGGUCGCUGAUCCCCCAAAAGUUUACCUCAAAACGUGCCAAUUUUAAAUUUGAAAUAACCUCAUUUUGCACAUAUGUACAACACAUAUUUUUGGUUUAAAUUAAAAGUUCUCCAGUUAUUAUAUUAUUAAAAAACAUUUUAAAAUUAAUUCAACACUUUUGAAAAAGAAUCGGAUUUAUUUUGCCUUGGACAUACACCAAAAUUGAAAAUUGUCCUUAACACUAACACUCACAUUUUAAGAGGUGUUGGUUCCUUAGGAAAUUUUACAUCAGGACUUGAUGAUCUAGUUGUUUAUAAACCUGUGCUAUCAGAAAUAAAGGUGUGAGCAGGAUCUCAAUUAGCUGUCAAAAUGUUUUUUUUAUUAAUCGUAUAUGCCGUUAUAUGUAUAUUUGCACAGAAAUUUUUACCAGACUCAAGAAUCGUUCCAGAAAUUCGCUUGCGUAUGCAUCGUAAAUCCCGUUACAAUUGUAAAUGUGUAUGUAUGAACUUGCUUGUGCAGGUGCUCAACUCUUUCUGUGCUUUUAUUAAUUCUGUAAAUAGCAAAUCUGUUAUUUUUCUACUCUAUUAUAUUUAUUUUUAUUUGUUAUUUUAUGAAUUUUAUGGAUUUUAUUUUUUGCUUUGGGCAU